Molecule: messenger RNA, 722 nt
Organism: Polyodon spathula (Mississippi paddlefish)
Lineage: Eukaryota; Metazoa; Chordata; Actinopteri; Acipenseriformes; Polyodontidae
Product: heme-binding protein 1-like
Exons: 4
Coding region: 297-698 (133 amino acids)
Source: RefSeq, a predicted model, not a curated record
AUAUAUAUAUAUAUUUUAGCUGACGCACAAACGUAAACCGUAAAAAAACAAACAAACAAAAACAAACAAACAAGAUUUAAUUCUUCUUCACUCGACUGGCGACACCGGCAUCAAAAACAAUUCAAUAUUACAGCCGGCGCUGUCAGAGUCAAAGCAAUCAGUUACAGAAAUUAAUUAAGAAAGCAAACAGCGGUCGUGGAGCGGGAGCUACAAAGACACGAGAGAGGAAGACAAAGUGUCCGAUCUGGACUCUUGUCCUCGGAGCGGCGGUGUUAAGAGCGCGGCGGUGUUAAGAAAUGUUCAGCAUGAUAAAGAACUCGCUCUUCGGAGGAACAGAGGAGACCCCUUAUAAAAUACUGAGCACAGAGACCAGGGGUGAUUUGAACUAUGAGGUCAGGCGCUAUGACGGUGGUGUUUUUGCCACAGUGAAUGUCGAUGGAAAAUCAUUUGAUGAAAGAUCGGGACAGGCGGUUCUGAAACUCCUCAAAUAUGUGGGGGGAAGCAACGACAAAGGGAUCGGGAUGGGAAUGACGGCUCCAGUGUCGAUCACGGCGUUCCCGAAGGAGGACGGAUCCCUGUCCGGGAAGCUGAACGUCGGGAUCAGAAUUCCCACCAAAUUCCAGUCGGAUCCUCCCAGCCCCACCGACGAGACGGUGAAAAUCGAGCAGAGAUCUGGGGUGACUGUCUAUGCAACGUGAGUGCGGUCUGAUGAUCACCACUAG